Molecule: messenger RNA, 498 nt
Organism: Mesorhabditis spiculigera
Lineage: Eukaryota; Metazoa; Nematoda; Chromadorea; Rhabditida; Rhabditidae
Source: the annotation of a GenBank genome assembly
AUGCAGCGCCUCCUGUGGCUGUUCUUCUUCAUCUCCUGCCACAUCGUGGUCAGCCAGGGCGGCCAGGCCGGGAAUACGCCCUCAAACGAGCCCGUCGCGAAGACGAACACUUCGUCGGCUCCACGCCUCAACAAAUCGGUGCACGCCUCCGCCGUCUUGGAGGAGCUCAAGCAGGAUACGUUGUUCUUGAUCGGCUCCAUCGGCGUGUUCGGCGCGGCCAUCUUAUGCCUGUGCUUGUCGACUUGUGUGCUUGGCUGUCAGCAAACUGCAAAAGCGGUCAAGCCGACGGUGGCGAAAGAGCCGAGCGUGAGCCCAAGCCCGAAAGUGCCGCCGGUGGUGAAUGAUGUGGAGAGCGUCGCUUCGAAGCGCGAUUCCACGACGAGCACCGCCGAUGGGCACAGACUUUCGAAGCAGGAGACCCUCGAGAAAGAGGGCAACGACGGCCACUACGAGGAUUGCUCCUUCAGCAAGCCGGUCACGCCAAAGCACACCGAAGCC